CCCUCCGUCCCCAUCACACAGUAAUCAGCUACUUGCCUGGGGUUUCAGCUUCGCUCCUGUUUGAACUGGUGUUCCUGGCCAGGGGCUCCUGGGACUCGGGUGACUGCAGGCCCUCCAAGCUGCCUGUGUGCCUCUCUGCUUCUCCCUCCGCCUCUGGCCCAGCUGCACUGCCACAGCACUGGGAACCAGGAAAUCAAGUUUCACUAAGAGGAGCAAGAAGAAGCUGGGACAAUGGCAGGAAAGGCCCCUAAGAAGUCCUCCAUCCCGGGAGUGAGCAUCCGGCAGCUGGUGGAUGAGAUCCCCGAAGGCUGCAGCACACCAGAUUUCAAGCAGAAGCCUGUCACCUUGGCUCUCUCUGAAGGGAAAAAUGCCAUCUUUCGGGCAGUGGUCUGUGGGGAGCCCAGACCUGAAGUAUACUGGCAGAGCACCAAAGGAGACCUCAGCAACUCCAGCAAGUACCAGCUUUCCUCUGCCCCUGGCAGCAAGGAGCACGUGCUGCAGAUCAACAAGCUGACUGGAGAAGACUCGGAUCUCUACCGCUGCACCGCGGUGAACCCCUAUGGAGAGGCCACGUGUUCAGCGAGGCUUACUGUCAUUGAAGUGGGUUUUCGGAAGAACCGAAAAAGGCAAAAGGAACCUCAGGAGGACCUCAGGAAGGAGUUGAUGGACUUUCGGAAGAUGCUGAAAAAGAGGGCCCCACCUCCAGCCCCUAAUAAAAAGGUGGAGUCUGAAAAGGUGUGGCAGCUGUUGAUGGCCUCAGAUCGGAAGGACUAUGAGAAGAUCUGUCUGCAGUACGGCAUCGUCGACUUCCGGGGCAUGCUGCGCAAGCUGCAGGAGAUGAAGAAGGAGCAGGAGGACAGGAUGGCACAGUAUGUCACUGCUGUUGCCAACUUGAGACACAUCAGGGUCACCAAGGAAGGGGCUGCCACAUUUGACCUGGAGCUGGAUCUCAAGAACCUUGAGAGCAAGAUUUACCUGUACAAGGAUGGUGAGAUGAUCCCCUACGGCUCUGAUAACCAGACCAAGCACUGUCUGAGACGGCUGGGGAAACGCUACCACUUCCAGAUCCAGGACCUGCGGCCGGAGGAUGCUGGCCUUUACCAGGUCAUGGUGGAAGAUGCUGUGGUCUUCUCCACAGAGCUAGAGGCCAGCACCAUCCCUCCCAGAGUGGUGGUCCCAUUGGCAGAGGCCCGCUGUGAGGAGCAGAGUAAUGCAGUCUUUGAAUGUACACUCUCCAACCCUUGUCCCAAUGCUACCUGGCAUUUCCAGCACCGACCACUGAGGCCCAGUGACAAGUAUGAAGUAUUUGUGUCCCCUGAUGGGCUCACCCACCGGCUGGUUGUGAAGGGGGCCGGCCACUCAGAUAUGGGCCUCUACUCACUGAACACUGGACUGCACGCCUCCAGUGCCUGGCUGGUGGUUGAAGGUGGGAAGGAUACAGGCCCUCAAACCACAGAUACUGACCACCGGCUGCAGACUCCAGAAGCUCUGACCUCAGAAACAGAAGACUCUGGAGCCAUCAGCAGCAAGGGAGGGCAAUCCAGAGAACAGGGCUCCCUCAAGGAGACUAGUGGGGUACAGCUCACAGCAGGCCCAGACAGGGGUGCCUUGGGCAAGCAUGGCUAUUCCUUGGUAGGGGAUGAAGAGAGAGCUAAUUCUGCUUGGAGACCUGGGCAGGACAAAAAGGGCUUUUUGGAAGGAGAGCGAGGUGGGGUCAUUCUUCCAGGGGACAGUCAGCCCCACGGAGAGGGGAACUGUGGCGGAAGCCUUUCCAGAAGGCUCCAUCUCCAGAGAGGGGACACAGAAUCAGAUCUGGGCUUCGUGGAAAGGCAACAACAAGGUCAUGGCAGAGAUGGCAAUGGGAAUAGCAGGUGGGGGGACACAGGAGCUUGGAAGGCUGGCUCCAGCCACUCUCAGGAUGGAAGACUUGAAAGCAGCAAAGAAGGAAGGGAACCUAGAGAGAGCUAUGGCAGUGAACUGGACAGACGUGGUCAGGGACAACUCUGUGAUCCUCGCCUGGGGGCUGGGGCAGGGCAGAGGGUACUUUGGGGAUCCCAAUCUGAUCUUGAGGGGCUUCAGCUGACAACGAAGGAAACAGAAAUGUGUGGCAAUCAUAUGGGUGAGAUGGAAGAAAAAGGUGACCCAAGCAGGGAGAGGGAAGCAGCGUCAGGGUGGGCUAAUGGAGCCCGCCUUGGGGAAGGUAGAGGAGGCAAUAGGGCAGGAAGACCUUGCAUCCCUGAGUUUCCUGGAGCUGGGGAUCACAGCUCCAAGGUAGGCCCCGAGUGCUGGGGCACUCAGGCAGGUGGAGCUGCUGGUCGUGGAGAAGCUGGGAUGUACUGGGAGGAAGGAGGAUAUCCAGGGCAGACAUCUGCUGGAAAUGACAUGCAGAAUUCAUUACUAUAUGGAGGGAGGGAACUUCUGGGAUACAGCAGUUCUGAGGCCAAAGCUGAGGGCUCUCUGCAAGGGGCAGGUAGUCAUAGAAUUAUGGGGAGGGGCUAUAAAACUGGCCCUGAAGGCCCAGAAGAUCCCAGGGACUGGAAAGGUGGUCUGCAAGAGCCACAGGGAGGGGAUGGCCAAGGCACAGCUGGGGCCUUAGGCAGGAUGGAGGAUGGUUCCAGAAACUCCCAGUUUCCUCAGAGCUGGACAGCGAGGCAGAAGGGAGCAGGAGGUCCAGGCAGAACAGAUGGUGGAAAUGUGGGUUCUCAGGAUGACACAUGGUCCAACCUCAGAAAGACGGGGGCCCACAGUGGGUCUGGUGGGGAGAAAGGGAGAAUGGAUGGUUCCGAAAUAGCUGGACUGAUGUCUAGUCAGAGAGUAGAUGCCAGAAACCACAGGCUAGUUAUGUCCGCAGGCCUGGGUGUCCAGGGCUCUGGGGGAGCACUGGGAGACAUGGAAGGAUUAGGAGAUUCAGAGGCAGUAGGAUCUGGAGAAGAUUUCUGGAACAGGUCAGGGAGAUCCAGCGAAAAAGGGUCCAGAGGUGGGAUGGGCUACAAGGAUGGCUUAGGAGGUCCAGGGUGGGUGGAGUCUAGGAAUGAGGAGAGCUUGGGUUCUAGGAAUGGAGCGACUUAUCGUGAUGGUGCAGGGGUGCUAGAAGAAGCAAGACCUGGCCUUGAUGUUGGUUGCAGAGCUACCUAUGGGACAUCUGUAGAGGCAGAGUCUGGGAAGCAGGGUACUUACAGGCAUGACUCAGGCGUGCCUGGGGGAUUGUGGUCUGGAAACAAAGGUCAGUAUGGUCCUGUAGGAAAGGUGUCUGGGAGAGGGGCCAGACUCAGAAAUGGCUCAGGUGGCCUUUGUGGAAUCAGUGAAGAUCAGCAACUGGAUCUAUUUCAAGGCCAGGGUCAAACAAGCGCUGGUGGAGAGCACCACUCUGUUCAUGGUGAAGGGAGUCCUGGGACAGUGGGUGGAGACAGUACCAUGUCCUCUGGGACAGUAGGAAAGGUUGGGAAGGAAUAUAUGGAAAGAGAACCAGGAGACUCUGGAGGAAUAAGUUCUUGGGGUCACACUGGAGACUAUGAGGACUUCAGAGUCCUGGGGGCUUUUAGAGGAGGAGACUUUGAUGAUGGCAUUGGGGUUCCAUUAUCCAUGGGACCAGGGUCUCUAGGGAGAGGAGACAAGGAAAGUGAUGGAGAAAGAACCAGGUUCCUUGGUGCCAGGACCUCUGGAGCUGGAACUAGGAAUUGGGACAAAUCCCAGCACCCUGGGGCACCAUCUCCUUAUGCGGAGGCUGGUUCAGAAGGCCACUGGGUUCAUGUGUCUGCCAAUGCAUUGGGUUAUAGAGAUGGGUCUGAAAUUCCAGAGCCUUGGGGAACUGAUGACAGAACAGCUUACAGAGAAGGGUCAAGGGCUCCUGGGCCUGGAAGAACAGGACCCGAUGGUGAAGUAGCAUUUACAGAUGGCUCAGCAGCCUCCAGACGAAUGGGGCCAGCCAGUGAGGCAAGUUAUAAAAAUGUAACUGGGAGCUCUGGAGCCAUGGGGUCAGGGUAUAAGGUAGAUUAUAGGAACAGUCGUGGAUGUUCUGGAGUUGUGGGGUCAGAGAGUGAGGCAGGUUAUAAGAAUGAUGUGGAGGGUCAUGGGGUGAGGGAAUUAGGGGGUCAAACAGGUUAUAAGAAUGGUUUAGGAGCGUCUGAAAUCAUUUCAUUAAAGGAUAAGGUAGGCUAUCAGGGUGGUUUAGAACAAUCUGGAGGCAUUUUGUCCUGGAAGGAGGCAGGUGUAAGGGAUGGCUUGGGGGAAAUUGGAAGAAUGGCAUCCAAGAAUGAGGCUGGUUAUAAAGGAAGCCCAGUGGGGCCUGGGAAGAUGGGGUCAGAGAGUAAAAUGCAGUAUGUGGAUGGUUCAGGGAGGUCAGGAGGGCCAGGCUUGCUGGCUGUACCCAAACAACAUGAAUCUGUGGGUCUUGGGUCAGUUUACCAGGCAGCAGCAGGGGUAGGCCCAAGCUCCAAGGAUGGUGCGGACAAGGGCAGAGGAAUGGGGUCUGCAGAGACAGGGCCUGGGGUGAGCUCUGGGAUGGUUGGAAUACCAGACACUACAGAUGGAAUAGCAUGCAAAGGCAGUGCGGUGGGCCCAGGGAAGCUGGGGACACCAGGAGGGCCACAUAUCUUUUCAGGUGGGCAGGGUACCAAGAACAGUCUUGGGGGUCAUGGAUCCUCAGGAAUCACGGAAGCCAUAGAGGCUGUUGGUUCUGUGGGGAAACCAGGUAUCAGAGAAUGGGAGGAUGUUUCUGGGUUCCCAGGCUCUCAUAGGGACAUAGAGACUCCCACUGGGGAAAGAAGAUCUGUAGACCAAGCAGGAGCUGUAGGGACAUCUAGGCUUCUUGGUGGUAGGGGGACAGAGGAGGAUGAGAGUGGGUCAGGGGUAGCCACUCUGAAGCCAGGAAAUGAUUCAGACUUUAAUAAAUCAGGCUUGGGGAUAACAGGCAGUCAGAGCAUUGUUGGCCAGGGGGGAAUGUCACCUCAGGGAUGUGGAGGCUUAAUGCUGAAUGACAGGAGUAGGGGAGCCAGUUCUCGGAGCUUGUCAGGGGCUGGGCAGUUGGUAGACAGCAAUUCUAUGCCUGGGAGAGAGGCCAAGGUAAUGUCAGGGCCUGACAGUGGGCGAGAUAUGAGCCCCAAUCAGGCUCCAGGCUCCAGUCAAGGCAACCUCAGGGCUUCUAGCUCACUGCUGGAGAACGACUCCAUUUUCAGGCAAUCCCAUGGAGGACAAGGAGCCUCUAAGGGCAGGGGACGUGCAGCUGGCCAAGAGGCUGCUGGGGAAUGUCAAGAUCCAUGUUCCUUGGAGAGCAAAGGCUCGAGUUCUGGAAGAGCCAGGGCUGGUUUUACAGAGAGCACAGGUGUCCCAGGCAGAAAAAAUUCCACUAUACGUGGAGAUGGUGUCAUUUCAAAACCUCAGGAGCCCCAGAAUGAAUUAGAUAGUCCAUUGGGAAGAAGGGACUUCGGAAGUUUAUCAGGAGGAAUCCAGGAGCCAGGUUUUCAACUAGGGACAGGACAGGAAGAAGGAAGAGGGUCUCUCCAGGAGGGAGAGUUCUGGGAGGCUGAGAUUAGCAAGGUCCAAGGAUCUGGGGCCUCAAUGAAAUAUGAAGGGAAGGAUGGGAAAGAGCCUGGCAGGUCAGGCCCGAAGCCUGGUCCCUUUGCAAGCAGGUGUCAGGCACAGUCCGGCACUGAAGUUGGGUCAGCAAAGAAAGAACACACUGACAGGACAGGAGGUCUGGGACAUUGGACUGGCAGUGAGGACAGAGGGUCUCUGAGAGCCUGGAGUAAAGAUGGGAGGAGAGGUCCCCAUGGGCAUCUUGGCAGCAGGAGAGAUACUCAAGAGGGCAAGUUAGAUGUCUAUAGCCAGGGACAAGCUGCAAGCCAGAGCCCCAGAUCCAGAUACAAGCCUGGCACUGGCCGCUCUUCUUCGGAGGCCCGAGGCUCCAUGGGCCACUUCUCUCAGGGUCUGACUGAUACUGAGGUGCAGCUGGGAGAAGCUGCCAUACUGUCCUGUACCCUCUCCAGCGACCUGGGACCUGGCACCUGGUUCAAGGAUGGAGUCAAGCUCACUGCCCAAGACGGGGCCAUCUUUGAGCAAGAUGGGCUCACGCACAGACUGAUCCUGAGCCACGUGGAGGGGACCCAGGCUGGGAGAUACACUUUUGUAGCCGGCAGCCAGCACAGUGAGGCCAGCCUGAUCGUGCAGGAUCCCCCCACCAUCGCUCCAGAUGUGACAGAGACACUGAGAGAGCCACUGGUGUUCAAGGCUGGGAAGCCAGUGACUGUGAAAAUCCCUUUCCAGAGCCACCUCCCUGUUCAGGCUGCCUGGAGGAAAGAUGGGGACGAGGUGGCAGGCAGCAACCACAGGGGCGUCCAGGUGGCCCUAGGGGAUGGCUAUACACGACUGUGCCUCCCCAGCGCGUGCAGGAAGGACAGUGGCCAGUACAGCGUGACGCUGAGGAGUGAGGGAGGCUGCGUGCAGGCCGAGUUUACUCUGCAAGUUAUAGACAAGCCUCAGCCCCCACAGGGACCCCUGGAGGUGCAGGAUUGUCACAAAGCAGGUGUCUGCCUCUGCUGGCGGCCCCCGAGGGAUGAUGGGGGCCAGGUCGUGCAGCACUAUGUGGUGGAGAGGCGGCAGGCUGGAAGGAGCACUUGGCUGAAGGUGGGCGAGCCCCCACCAGACAGUACCAGCUUCACUGACAGCAGCGUGGAGCAAGGCAGGAAGUAUGCCUUCCGUGUGCGGGCUGUGACCUCAGAGGGGGCCGGAGAGGCCCUGGAAUCGGAGGAGAUAUUGGUGGCUCCUGAAGCUCUCCCAGGGCCUCCUUCUGCCCCAGCCAUCCUGUCAGCCUCCAGCCAGAGCAUCACGCUAACAUGGGUGGCACCACGGGGCCCUGGCAGUGCCCACAUCUUGGGCUACCUGGUUGAAAAGCGCAAGAAGGGGAGCAACACCUGGAUGGCUGUGAAUGAGCAGCCCGUGUCUGAAAGGAGGUACACUGUGGUAGAUCUGCGACAGGGUUGCCAAUAUGAGUUCCGGGUCACAGCUGUGGCUCCCUCGGGCCCUGGAGAGCCUGGGCCUCCAUCGGAUGCUGUCUUUGCUCGAGAUCCCAUGAGACCUCCAGGGGCUGUGCGGGACCUCCAGGUUACACACACGACGGACACUAGCAUCACCCUGAGCUGGGUGGGGCCGGACACCCAGGAUAAUGAUGAAGCCCAGGGAUACAUUGUGGAGUUGUGCGGCUCAGACAGCCUUCAGUGGAGCCCAUGCCACGUGGGCACUGUGCCGGGCACCACCUUCACAGCCAAGGGCCUUCGGCCCCGAGAAGGCUACUUUGUGCGGGUGACGGCAGUUAACGAUGGGGGCCACGGCCAGGCCACUUCUCUGGACACACUGGUUCAUGCCAUGCCUGCUACGGUCUGUCCCAAGUUCCUCAUGGACUCCAGCACAAAGGAUACACUGGUGGUCAGGGCUGGGGACAGCAUUCGAGUUCCUGUGUCCUUUGAAGCUGCCCCCAUGCCUGAGGUGACCUGGAUGAAGGAUGGCUUGCCCUUGAGCAAAAGAAGUGUGACCACCAUGAAAGACGGCCUCACCCAGCUUCUGAUUCCUGCAGCCAGCUUCUCGGACCAAGGCCAGUACACUGUGAUGCUGAAAAGCCUACAGGGGAAGGAAGCCACCUACAGCUUCUUCAUCAGUGUGGCAGCAUGUCCACAGGCACCGGGGUCCAUCUACCUGCAGGAGAAUGUGCCCGGGACAGUGACGAUCCAAUGGGAACCUUCUCCAGAUGAGGCUCGGGGCAUCCCCUUGUACUAUACAGUGCUGAUGCGCUCCUCAUCCCAUGGGUCCUGGCAUGAGGUGGCCGACCGCGUCCACACCAACCGCUUCACCCUCCUGGGGGUCCUCCCUGGCCAUGAGUACCAUUUCCGGGUUCUGGCAAAGAAUGAGCUAGGAACCAGUAAACCUUCAGACACCAGCCAACCCUGGUGUAUCCCCAGGCACAGAGACAAGUUCACAGUCAAAGCUCCCCCACACCGGGAACCCAAGCUGAGCCAGAAGCCUCGCUUCCUGGUGGGGCUGCGGGCCCACCUUCUGCCCCAGGGCUGCGAGUGCCGCAUGACCUGUGCCGUGCGGGGCUCACCCCAGCCCCACAUCACCUGGUUCAAGAACGGCCAAAGCUUGGACAGAAACCCCGAGAUGUACAGUACUGACAUGCUGGGCGUGUGCUCCCUCGUCAUCCCCAGCGUGUCCCCCGAGGACAGCGGCGAGUACAUGGCUGUGGCCAAGAACCCACUGGGACAGGCCGUCAGCACAGCCACCCUCAUCGUUACAGGUGACUCAGCUGGUACACUGUGAGCCUUGGACUUCUGCCUGUCUCUAACACGCCUAGCCCGCUCGGCCUGGAAUCCUAGCCUUGCCCCGCCCUACAGCCAUGAAAUGGAUGGAGAUACCCACACUGGCCCGAGGAGCCAGUCCAGCAUGACAGUGGCUGUUCCUGGGUGAGACAGGAACAAGGCAGCUUCUGGUGAGGUGUGAGCAGUAGAGCCGAAGUCCUUGAAGAAGAAAUAGAAGAAGGAUGGAGGAUGUGGUGUUGAGCCUGACUGUGGCUCAGCGUGACCCUGUCACUGCAGGUGCCUUUGUUCUCCCCUCUGGACGGAGCUCCGAGUGGCCCACAGGGUGGGAGCUGAGCCCACUGUGACCAGCGGAAUGGAAAGUCAUGGAGGGCAGAGGCCAUCACAGCUAUGUGUAUGAGGCCCUGUCUGCACUUCAUUAAAACAGCAGACUGAGAAAGUGGAUUCUUCUCAGGGGAACUUGGGGCCGGUGGGCUGGAGGUCAGACCCCAAAGCCUCUGAGUGGAGGUUCCCAUCACUCCCUAUCCUCACAGUGAUGUCUGUCCUUCCUCUGAUGUCUUCCAUCCCUGAUAUUCAUGAGAACCUCUGCCAUUGAUAAACCAGUAGCGGGUCUUGUCAGCUAGCCCAAUGGCUCAUGUGAGACAGUGCAUCAGGACUAAUUACCUCAAGACCUACAGAGCAGCCUGUUCUCAAGGAGGGACAGAAUUACUUACUUACUCCAUGUCCAUAGCCCUCAGAGUCCAUCCAUGUUUCCAUCCCCACCCGACCGCAUGUUCCAUGGCCCCACAGUCCAGGCUGUCAAAAGACUAUUUCAUCCCCUUUUUAAGUCAUUUCAAAAGAUGGUUUUGUCAGUGUUGCUUUUAUUUUCCCUAUCGUAAUGAAAGCCUAUCAAAGAAGCUUUUUAGUAAGGUAUUUUUCAGUUAGAACAUUUUAGUUGCAGAGAUUCCCUAAUUAUCAGUUAUAGUGAGCCAUAACGAAGCUGCCAUCUCUGCUGAAUAGAAGAUUUUUCCCCCUGC
This is a messenger RNA of Meriones unguiculatus (Mongolian gerbil), 9319 nucleotides long. It is a transcript of the gene Igfn1, whose product is annotated as immunoglobulin like and fibronectin type III domain containing 1. Gene Ontology annotation, molecular function: protein binding. The record is from RefSeq and is a predicted model, not a curated record. NCBI's taxonomy places the organism in Eukaryota, Metazoa, Chordata, Mammalia, Rodentia, Muridae. The transcript is spliced from 25 exons. The coding region runs from base 232 to 8307 and encodes 2691 amino acids.